AUGAUAUUAUAAUUCAUAUUCCUAUUUACAGAAGUGCAAUCUAUAAGUUUAAAAUUUAAGAUUCCUCCAGGUUAAUAACAAUGUAUAAAAGAUAAUGUUUCAUAAAAUACUCUAAUAUUUGGAUAAUUUGAAUCCUCUACUUUACUUUAUACUUUUACUUUAAGUGUAUAAAAAUAUUGUAAUUUUCAUAGAUAGUCAAUUAGCAAGAAAUAGAAAAUAUUAUUGCUGAAUAUUCAAGUUAGGUAAUCUAAUAAUUUCAUCAUGUUAUGUAAGAAUCAGGAGAGAUUUCUAUGUGUUUUGAAGUUGAUGAUUACUCUGAUAUUGCAACUAUUAAUUUAUUUUAUGAAAGUGGUAUUAAAAAUAAUUUGUAUUCAAAGGAGCUGAAGUUUAUGAUCAAGACUAAUUAGCUAAAAAACAGCAUGUUCUAAAUAUUAAUGAGACUUUGUAAUAAAUGGAAUAAUUGUAAUAAGAAAUUUCAAGGGAAUAGUUAUUAAUUGUUGACAGAGAAUAAAAGAGAAAAGGAAGUUUUGUAGAUAUUUAAUCAAAAAUUAUUGGAUUUGCUGGCAUUACUUUUGGAUUAAUCAUAAUUGUUGCUGCUUGUCAAGUUAUAUAUGUUAGAAGAUAUGUUGUCUACAAAAAAUUGGCUUGAUUAAUCUAGGUACAGGUUAGAUUAUAAUAAUUGUCUGUUAUUUUCAC
Messenger RNA from Paramecium sonneborni, 696 nucleotides. Lineage: Eukaryota; Ciliophora; Oligohymenophorea; Peniculida; Parameciidae. The record is from the annotation of a GenBank genome assembly.